UUAAUAGUUAAAGUUUAUGGAUUUUAAUGUAUAAAUGAGUAAAUAAUCUUUUCUACUCGAUAAAUUAUUUUUACAUACUAAGAAACAAUAUUUAAAAAUAUAUAAAAAUAUAUAAAUUAUUUAAAAAAACAUUCAUAAAAUGAUCAAUGAAAAUUAAAAUUUCGAAAUUCAGAUUUAAAUAUCAUUAUACAAGAUAACUUUUCUUCGCUAUUAGAACAGCACGAAUAAAUUUUGGCUUUGUAUCUUGUUCCAUCCUAAUAUACACGCGUGUACAAUGGUUCAGAGAACCAUUGGAUUAAAAAUUAGAAAAAGAAUUUUUCGCGAUUGUUAUAAAUAAAAAAAAAAAACAAUCAUCUGAACCAUCGUACAUCCCCAGUCUUUUAUUUUGUAAUUAUAUUUUGUACAUAAAUACCAUAAAUAAAAUCACAUUAACGAGAGUGCCAUCUAUGGAAAUUUCAUCAAUUUUGUGAAUUAUCCUCUCUCUCUUUCUCUCUCUCUUAAUUCUUUCCCUUUUCCUUUAAAUUUAAAAAAAAAAAAAAAAAACGAUAUUAUCCAUUUCAAAUUCGGCGAUGUUCUAUGGCAACGGCAUAGUAAAUAUUUCAUUGUGGCGAGCACGUGAAAUUUACUACUGACGUCGGGAGAGAAUGAUUUACAAGGUAGUUAAAAGCAGCAUCUAUGUUUCUUGCGCACUGUGUAUCGAAGGCGUGCAAUGUUGGGUGAAAAUAAUACAUAUGUGUAUAUAUAUAUAUAUAUAUAUAUGUACUUGAGAUAUUUAUCUAACAUUAGAUCAGUGUUUUGCAUUGUAAUGUCUUAUCCUUGAAGGAAACGAAUAGCGUUAACGUAACGAAAAUUCAAAAUUUUCAGGCUAAAACGAGACGAAUCGAGUCGCUUUUAGCUGCAAGAAGUGUGAUGAAAAAACCGUCGAAGAAGAUCGAUAAAAAAGUUGAAAAAGACGUAAGCAACAAUUCUUCAACCAACUUUUCAAAUCGGAAUCUUGUUCUUCUCGAAAGUACAUUUCUAAAAUCUGGUAGAAACAAUGGUAAAAAUAAGAUAGAAGUAGCGAACGCAUUAAAUAAUUACCGGAGAAAAACUAUGGUGAAACGUUCGAAACGUUCCUUGGACAAGAAAAAAUCCAAUUAUUUCGAAGAAAAAGUUCCCUUAUCGAAGAGGCUCUAUCGUCAUCCGAAGCUGAGUUACGAGGAGCAAAAGAACCACUCGUUUCAGGACACGUUCGAUUCGUUGCAAUCGAAAACUACGAUGAAACCUUUGUUAAAGGAAUCAAACAAGCAUACUUACGUGUCCUCUAACGAAUAUUUUGAGAUGCAAAAGAGUUUGGAAAACACGAAAGAUGAUAAAAAUAUGUUAAACGAAGCAAUUAAAGACACGAAUACAUCGCAGAGUUUGGUUAAACGGCAAAAUCGUAGAAAUUACAUCAACAUACAAGAUCAUCAGAAAACUGUUAACAACGGGACAUCCGCGGAUAUUUUAGAGUACGAUCCAAACAAAAUUCCGUAUGUCGAGGUGCCGGAUUACUCUGAUAUCAGGGAAGAAAGUUUGGAUGAGAAAGAUCGUCGGAUGAAAGAGGAGAAGAAUGACGAUUUUAUCGAUCCAGAAAUAUCAACGAACUCCGAAGAAGACUCGUGGAAAGGUUCAAGGCGAGACUCAAUUAAAGAAAAUGAUACGAAUUUCACAAAUUUUAAAACGUAUACGGAUAUAAAAAGACUGAAUAAUAAUAAUAAUAAUAAUAACAACGACGAUAAUAACAAACCGGACAAUUUAAAAAAACCGGAAAGAUCGAACGACUUCAAAGACUCUUGCGAACGUUUAAAGAGCGAUAAAUUCGAAGGAAGUAAAGGAGGGGGGCUGUUAAAGAAUUCAAACGAACUGCGAAGUAACGAGGAUAAUUUAAAUAAUUCCAACGUCGAUAAAGGAGCGGGAGAAAAUUCCGAAGAAAAUCACGGCCCUCCCACGGAGGAUCCGGGGGAAACGCGGGAGGACACAGGAAGUCGAUCAGGUCCCAUAAUUUUCGACAUAAACGAAUACAGGAAGCCAUUCGAUCUAGACGAAUUUCUUAAGGACGAUCCGAUAAUGAAAAAGUUGAAGCUGCUCGAAAAGGAGACGCGGGCCAAUUACGGGCAGAACGGGAAACGAGUUUCAGCCGACGAAUCCGAAAGUGAUAAUGCGUUCAGGGAACAAGCGAACGGGCAAAGGAAUUGUGCCGAGGUACAACACACUUUUGAUCAUCUACCAAAAUCUCGUGAAUCGAGCAAAGUCUUCGCAAAAGUGGAUGAAAAGAAGGAUGAAGAAAAAGAUGGAACGAGAAGCGAGAAAAUAAACAAUCGGGAAGAUUCUAACGAGGAGAACGAACACUUUUUAAGAUUUGUCUUCGAAAAGAGGGACGAUCGUUUGCCUGGAUUCGAAAAUGAGGAGAAAUCCCGAUAUUUCGUCUCGGGCGAUGCAAUUAGAAACUUGGAAGGGGAUAUCGGAAAAGAUAGGAAGAGAAAGGACAGAUCCCGUAAAGAGGACGUGUACGAGGCAUUGUCGGCAAUGUUGGGAGAGAAAAGUCGUGUCUCGCGGCUCGAUGAGGCCGAAAGGAUCGGAGACGAGCCUGCGCUCGAAUACAAAAACUUCUGGUCCUUAGAAUAUAAAUCUCCGAGAGUCGACAUGGAGGCGCAAGAAAGGAGGAAAUAGCGGCGUAUCGAUUGAAAUCUCAAUCCCUGGGAUGGAUCGUGAACGUUGCAAACACGGAUGAAGUGAUGUUACGUUAAUCACGAGAGCUAAUCUCUGAAUCGAGUCAUAUCGAACAAUGUUAUUAUCUCACUUUGCCUGUUAAACAUUCCGAGAAUAAAAUGAGGAAUAAUAAAUAAGGAUAAAAUUGAUUUUGAUCAGAUCCUGUUUCACAUAUUCCUGGAAGUAGAAAACCCGCGAUAGAUGGAUAUAUUUAUAGUGGCCGACAAUUUUCCAAGACGAUACUGUCAGAUCUCCUUUAACCAAUCAGGCAGCUAACGAUUGAUCGAAAUUU
Messenger RNA from Apis florea (little honeybee), 3022 nucleotides. RefSeq lists its product as uncharacterized. NCBI's taxonomy places the organism in Eukaryota, Metazoa, Arthropoda, Insecta, Hymenoptera, Apidae. The record is from RefSeq and is a predicted model, not a curated record.